This is a messenger RNA of Alligator sinensis (Chinese alligator), 6982 nucleotides long. RefSeq names its product SH3 domain binding glutamate rich protein like 2 (gene SH3BGRL2). Gene Ontology annotation, cellular component: cytoplasm. The record is from RefSeq and is a predicted model, not a curated record. Bases 243 to 530 code for a protein of 95 amino acids. NCBI's taxonomy places the organism in Eukaryota, Metazoa, Chordata, Crocodylia, Alligatoridae. The transcript has 4 exons.
GGACUAAAUACCAUAGGCAAGACAGAUGAGGGGUAGAGAGAGAAAAAGAUAUAGUGUUUAAGUAAAGUGCUCAGAGAGAUGGGAGGUUGGAGCUGUGUAUUUGUCAUUUUUGAAAUCCUCCCAUGCACAAAGAGCUGUCUUCCACUGCGAUUUAGCAGCUGGAAGCAAAGAAGAGAAACAGCAUUGUUUGAGACCACAGGUUAAGAAAGGCCAUUCUACAGUGUAUUGUGGAUUUCUCACACAUGCUGAUAAAGAAGAGGCAGCAAGAUGUGGUGCGAUUUCUGGAAGCCAACAGGAUAGAGUUUGAAGAGGUGGAUAUCACAAUGUCGGAGGAACAAAGACAAUGGAUGUAUAAGAAUAUCCCACGGGACAGACUGCCUUCACAGGGCAAUCCGUUACCACCCCAGAUCUUUAGUGAUGAUCAGUACUGUGGAGAUUAUGAUGGGUUUUUUGAAUCGAAGGAAAGCAACACUGUCUUCUCAUUUCUUGGGCUGAAACCUAGCAUGGCAUCAAAGAAGUCAGAACCCUAGAACCAUCCUUUGGAAGUUUCAAGACACACAUGUUCUGGAUGAAUAACCUUGUUGUUCAGCACAUGACUGCUUCCCUAAUGGAUCACUGUGAUAAAAGCCAAUGCAUGUCAUCACUAUUUUGCUUGCCAUUGAAGAGGUGCUUUCCAAGGAAGUGGAGUUAAUGAGGAGUGUAUUCAAAAUGGGAUAAAGAGAGGGAUAUUCUUCCUCCUUUUUGCAAAUACCCACUGUUUUUUGUCUUGUUUCCAGAUUGCAUUCCAACUAGCACUGGUAUUCUGGUUAAUGCUGAAGAUGUAGGUGGGUAAUGAGGAAUGGAAAUACAAAAUCUGUAUUGUCAUGGAUUCACACAUUUGCCAUAUCUCCUUCCUAUAGUUUGAAAUUAGUCAUUAAUUUGUUGCAGCAAUUACAGCUUUGAUGGUUUUUGGAAGCAUUGCUAGUCAUGAUAUAGCAGGUAAAAAUAGACUGAAAUCUUCAGACACGUAAAACCAAGAUUGCGAUAUUUCUGCCCUCAGUGUAUUCAGUGCUGUUUAUGCUAGAACACAUUUAUUGUAAUAGACAUGAACUACUAGCUUCUUUCAUGAAAACAAACACCCUACAUGACUCAUAUGAUGAUUUGCAUCACAAAUGGGUGCUUAAAAUCAAUUAGUAAUGGAGAGAAGCUAAACAGACAGUGUUUUGACAUAUUUCUUUUUUUCCAAAUGCAAGUAAGUUGUUCUAGUGAUAUGCCUGAAAACAACUGGUUUGUUGGCAAGUGCACUUUAAAAUGUGAGGUUGUCAAAAUCGUGUGUGCGUAAGUUGACAAGGCAUUAUCCCAAACAGUCACAUAAUAGAAUCUCUCGUUUAGGUCUGAUUUCCCACCUCAGAUUCUACAGCUCUUGAUGGGGCCUUGAAAUUAGCUUGCCAAAACUGUAGGAUAGAUUCUUCUUCCCAUGAUUGCUUUGAAAAGCGCUUUACUCCACAGUUAGCCCCAUUUGACAUUGGUGGUGGUACUGGUAUUGGUAGGACUCAGUACUGUAGGAUGCUGAAACUGGCAGCCAAGCAUGUAAGCAAGGAUUUAGGUGACAGAGAGCAGAAGGCCUAGUGGCUUGGAGUGGGAUCCCCAAAGGUACUGGGAUUGCUCACAUGUUAAUGUUAAGUCUCUGCUGAAGUGCUUUGCUGGAAUGGGCCAUGGUAGUCAGGAUAAAAGUUAAGGGUAAAGGGAGUAGACAUUGUCCCUGUGGCUAAACAGUGACUGUUAAAAACAAAAGAAAAGAAAAACUGAAAGUAGACAGUUUAGCAAAUGACUUGUCUAUAAUCAAGUCUAAUUGUAUUAGACAUUUUGAAUCUCUUCCCUCUGAUAAAACAACAGCUAUUGAAUUUUGUUAAGUAGCUUCUGCUCAAGCAUGGCAGCUUUACUUCACAGCUAUCAUGUAAGGAUUUGACCCUGUUAUUCCAAUAAAUGACUAAAUAGCACAUGGCUGCUGAGGUGCAGUCACAGAAUUAUGCAGUUUAUUGAAGGCCAGCACUCCUAUGAAAUGCCCAUGUACCAGAAGACCAUCUUUCUUGUAAGCAAACAAGCAAUCAGGAAGCAACCCACUCUAAUGAUUUCCAUAUGCUGCUAUAACAAGUACAGUACCCUAUGAUGCUGGAAGACAGGAGCACGAGUGAUUAACAAGGCAUACUGAUAAUACUGCAUGACUGACAGCCACAGCUGCCAACUGUUGCUGCUUUGCAGAGUAUGUUUUCCCUUCUUUUAACUGGUCUUGUCUCAACUUGUCCCCUGUCCAGUCACUGCUGUGUUAUGUUUCCCUUUACUCCAUAAACAAAGGCCAAGAAAAAGCUAAAAGCUAUGGAGAACAAUUUCUCUCAAGCAGCUCCCAUUUAAAUAAAGGAGCUACAGAGGAAGAACAUGCAGAAUUUGGUCCUGUGGUUAUACCUAUUUCUUACUGAAAACCUUGCCUUUGGCACCUCCAGAAGAGGAAUCCAGAGCAGGAAUUAACAGUUGUAACAUAUAAUGGCCUAUCAUAAAGGCUGUGUCAACAGGACAAAAGUCCCACGUUUUAUUCAGUUUUAGUCUCCAUGUGAAACACUGAAAUUCAGCAAAUAAUGUGAGCACUGGUUGUUUCCUUUUGUUAAAGGGAACAGGCUCUGUACACCCCUUACUAUGAAUGCAAGAAAAUUUAGUCAAGUAAAUAUAAUGUACAUAAUUACAGAAAAAAUUACAGAGCAGCCAUCCUGGAUUUAUCACAUACUUGAUAUGUUGUACAUCUAGAAUUCCCAAAAGUCCAACUUCUGAAAACACUUAUACAUGAGUAAGUAUAUGCAUGAGUAGUCCUAUUGGUGAGGUUCCAACUCUGUUAAUGUUAAUAGAAAAACUCCUAUUGAUUUCUGUGGGACCAGAAUGAGUUAACCAAUUACUCAUGCAUUUAAAUACUUACAAGCUUGAGGUCUAAAUUCUAAUUGAAAUUCAGUUGUAUUAACAUUACUGCUCAAAAAAAUACUUCUUUUACCAGUACAUGUGCCUAGACACAACUUUUGCUGACCUCUGAUCUAGAAGACAAGUUUAGCUGCAAAGCUGUUCUCCUCACUGGCAUGGAGUAGCAUUAUAAAUGCAAUAAAAAGCCUGUUUUUGAAUAUUAGCCUAGCUGACCUGAUUAAACCAUAACUUCUUGAAUAUGAGUUCUUUGUCUUACCACCUUAUUUUUGUAAUUACUAAAAUAGGUAGCUUUCUAGUUUGUUACACAAAGGGUGCAUUUACACAAGACACUUAGUGCACAGUAGCCUAAUAACAUUGCACAGUAGUGUGCUGGUCAAAAACCAUGCUAAAACACUCUGCAGUCAGCGUCACAAUAAAACCACACAUCGGUACUACUGCUCAUUAACUAGUUACUGUGCAUUUAGUUAGUACUUCAUUAAGCAAGUACUAAACUAAAUGCACAGUAACUACUGUGCAUUAUUGAAUGUGUAGACGUGCCUAAAGUGACCUAGAUUUCCUUUUAACCAAUGUUAUAAUUAUACAUCUCAACAAAUUUAAAACAAAAGCCUCAUUGAAGCUAGAGACAGUAGAUGAAAGAAAUGACAAGUAUUACUUAAAAAAAAAUUAGCAGUACAAAAAAUUACAUCAAAAAUGAAAUGGUCCUGAUUCUGAGCCUGUCCCAAUAGUUGUCCCAGUUCAAAAUAGGCAGAAGAUCAGUAUCAGGCCUACUAUGAAUGAAACGCCAGAAAAUGGCAGAGUUAAUGCUGUUAGUCUCAUUAAAGAAAUGGGAAUUUGAUUUGGUAAGAAACUUGGAAUCUGACUUAAAAUCCUACUCCUGUUUUUAAAUGUGUGCCUACAUGUCCUGUAUGCUUCACUGAGAGACCCUGUUGGUUUCCCAAGGCCAGAAUUUGGUCCUUACACAAAACCAGCAAUGUUCCCUUUUUUGCCUUGGUUACCUUGUAGGACAUCAGUGCCAUCCACUUGUAUUGGCUUACUGUCGCACAAUUGUCAGAGGAAGCAUUUAAUUUGAGGGGAUGUGCUUGAACAUUCACUGUACCAGUGCAUUUAGUAGGUAUGUUUAUUGUACUUUAACAAGUGAAAUUGGUGCCACAAAAUAUUGGAGAGUGCCUUGCCUGAAGUAGGGCUGUUACUAUAGACGCAUCUUAUUUGCAUUUAGACCAAGAACUCAAGAACUUGUAAGUUUGUUGGAGUCAGUAAAACAAUUUUAAAAAUGAGUGUGGGGCCUAAGAACAAUAAGACACAAGUUGUAGGGCUGAAAUGCUUUUUGGAUAUUUUUUUCUGACUUUUGGAGGACCAUGCCCCAAAACAUGGCAUAGCUGCCUACUGUGCAAGUGAGACAGCAUUCUAAUGCCUAGGGCCAGCUUAAUAAAGCUAUUUAGAUGCUUAAACUUCCAUUGAUUUCAGUACUUGUUUAAGCAUCUAAGAUGCCUAAAUUCCUAUUUGAAUCUGGCCUCUUAAGUCCAAGGGACCAAACCAACCUCUUCCCACUUCCUCUCCAACUGUUUUAGCACUUAAGUCUACAUCUCUGAACUUUAUUUUUGCACCUGUAAACUUACUUGGGUGACAAAAAUUCUGCUACAGAACUUGCCCCCAUUUUGACUGGCCUGGACAUAUCAGCAUCUGUCUCCUUAUGUCAGCCCAUUGGGAGACACAAACUGGGUAGAUUUGGCCCAAAGUCCUGUGAGGGGCCUGCUGAAAUCGCAUCUAAUACAUGGAGUUUGGUGCUAAGCAGAGGGGGCACAGCCUGUUUCUUUCAAAAACACAGCUGGAGGAGGAAGGGGUGGUUCUGGUCUCAUGUAAUACUGUUACAGCUUAGAGUACAUGCAGAGCAUGUGUUCCUUCCUGUUGCCCAAGACUGCAUUUUUGUUGCACUUUGGCACUGUUUGAAGUGGAGAGUUGUAGGAUGCUCUUCACACCAACUUAUUCUCUUGAUUUGCUAUUAGGGUACUCUCCUGGCAAAUGGGAGGUGCAAGUUUGAACCAUCUCAGGCUGAGGAGGGCCUAGAACUCCAUUUUUUUACUUUCUGGGCAGGUGCUCUUCUGCUUAGUUAUUAUAUACAAAAUAUCUUCUACUCCUGGCAUCAUUUAAAAGAAAAGAGCAAGCCAGUUGUCCAUACCCAGAUGGAUGACUUAGGCCUCUCAAUCCAGGAGCCAGUUUCAAGCUGCAAAUCCCAGUCUCCCAUAGGCACCUAACUCAGGGCUGCAGUCGGGUGCCAAAGCCCAAGAAAGAGGUGGGACUGCAGUUCCCUGCUCUGGAUAGGGUCUCCAUGCUCAGCUUCCCUGCCUGUGGUGAGUCCUGUCCUCACCCUGUUCAUCACACAGGGACCUUGUGACUUCCAUUCCAGGAGCGGAGCACUUGAUAGGUGUGGCAACACUGAGCAUCACUGUGCCUAAGCCCCUUUGUGAAUCUGGAAUUUACACUUCAUUUUUAAUAAAAAAAGAGAAAUGUUUUAAAAUAAUCUUCUGGUUGAUUCAUAUAAAAAAAUAUAAAAAUAGGAGCCUAAAGAUUCCCUCCCAGGUCCACUGUUAGGCAACACUAACUGAUCUAGUCACUAUACUGCCCCCUGCCCGGAGCUCCAGUUAAAAGGAGCUGCCAGACACUCAGCAGUUCUUAGACUCAGCUCACUUAUUUAGGAAUCUUAAGUUUUUGACAAGAGUUUAAGGCAGUGGUGCUCAACCUUCUUGGCUGGUGCCUGGUCUGUCCAUGGUCUGGAUCUUGCUAGUGGUUCUGAUCUGGCACCUGUCCCAUCUGGCUGUGCAGAGGGGGGUGGGGAAAGCCUGGGUGGGGGGGUGUAGCGUGGCCCCAACACAACUGGGCUGGGAAAGGGGAUUUGACCUGGCCCCAACACAGCCUGUGGUGGGGAGGGGGUGUGGCACACUCCAAGCUGCGGCACAGGAUGUGGGCUGUGAGACUUUGGCAGUGGGGAAGGGUAGCUGUAUUAAUUCCCCUGCUUCCCCGCUGCCAAAUUUCCUGACUGGUGAGGAGCUUAGAGGGCCAGAUGUCAUGGCUGUGUGGCCCACGUUUGCCCCGUGGGCUGGAGGUUGAGCGCCCCUGGUUUAAGGCAUUGCAGUUGGCAUCCAAACUGCUUUAAUUUUUGUUUCCAUUUGGCAGAGAGAAGCUUUGGCUUAAAAGAGUAAAGGUGGGUUUUUGUGAGAUGUUAUAUUUUUGGGGGUUUUGUUGUAAGUUUCUCCUCUUUGUCACCAGGAAAUGCCAAAUCUUGUUAGUUUUAGGCUUUGGAUGCAACCUGUUUACACCAGUGUAAAUAAGUGGGGGGAACAUUCAAGAUAAAACCCUGCAUUAACAUAACUCACUCAGAGCUGGCUUAGAAUUGGUCCAGGAGAAAACCAGGGAUAAAAAUAUACUGGUGUAAGUGCCACUAAUGUUAGUGUUGUGUGUUUUCAGCUUAUCCUGGGGUAAGCAUUUGCUCAAGGCAAAUAGGCUAUUCCAUACUCCCUGCCUCUUAGUGGUGAGCCACUGUAAUAUCCAUCCUGGAAACAUUCUCUACCCUGUGACAACUGGUCAUGUGUCAGCGCAUAUGCCUUGUGUCCAGGCCCAUAUUUGCUUGACUAGUCCUGCUAAUUUCAUUAGAAUUACUUGCCUGAGGAAUGUAAGGAGGAUAUGGCAAAGAAUAUUCUCUUAUGUAAAGAAAAAGAAAUGUAGAAAUCAGAAAACAGAUCAGCCUAUUAGAGAUUGGCACCAUCUCCCCUGCCAAUGGAGGACUGAGAUGUACUGUUUAUUUUCUAAUGCUUUGUCCUGUCUGAUAUGUAAAGCCUCUGGUCCACACGGUUCCCAUAAUAUCCCUGUGACAUCAUACAUCCAGAACUGAUGUUCUUUGUGACAGCAUAAAUGUUUUGUAAUUGGUGGGUUGGGGAGGGCAGAGUAAAAUGUGAGCACAUUUUAGACAGUUUGUAUAAAAUCAUGUGGAGUUUCAAAUUAUAUGUUACAACUCUGUUUACCUAAUAAAUAAUGUUUUAAAUGA